This is a messenger RNA of Musca domestica (house fly), 4498 nucleotides long. RefSeq lists its product as uncharacterized. Bases 943 to 4353 code for a protein of 1136 amino acids. The record is from RefSeq and is a predicted model, not a curated record. The transcript is spliced from 9 exons. Lineage: Eukaryota; Metazoa; Arthropoda; Insecta; Diptera; Muscidae.
AAACGAGAGAAUUUAAAAAAAAAUAAAAAUUAUUGAAACACACAAGAAGUGAAGAAAAAAAGUAUUGAUGAAAUAAGAAUUUCAAAUUGAAUAUUGAAAAGAAUAUUUUUACAAUUUUUAACAAAGAGAGGAAAAAAGAAAUAUUGAAAAUAAAAUCUAAAAAAAUAUUGAAUUGCAAAAACAAAACAAAAAAAAAAUCAUUGGCUUUUGUUUUAUUCAUGACGUUUGUGUCUUAAGUCUUUUGUUUUUUUGCUUUUCUGCUGUCGAAUUGAAUAAAUCAAAGUCUGUCGGUUGCAACGCGUUUCCAUCUACCACGCGCGCCGUCAUUUCUGUGUGAAUUUAUGUUUAUGCUGGAGUUGCCAAGAACAACAACAACCCUAAAAAGAACAACAACAAGAGGUGGUGUUGUUAUGCAAAUUUAUUUGUUUACAUUGCGUGUAAAUAAUUCAAGUGCAAAAUAAACAUUUACAGGCAGUCAGUCCAGCCAGCCAGACAGCCAAGCAGCCAACACAAGAAAUUGUAAAUUUUGAUUUGAAGGCAAGAAAAAAAAUUGAAAAAAAAAUACAACAACAAAAAACUGCAUAUUUUCAUAAGUAUGCUAAGCGCAUAGCUGCUGGCCUGCCAAGAAAAAAAGCAACAACAAAAAAAAAACAAAACCAAAAUAAAUCAAGUGCCACAAAAACCCCAACAACAACAAGGCAUUGGCAUCCAGCAACAGUUGCAACAACAAUUUCAGCUGCCUAGCAAAACCGCCUAGAGGUCUGUGUUGGCGGAUUUCUUUAUCCUUUCCGUUUUUUCUUGAAAACAAGUGAAAGAAGAAACAUGUCCCAGGAGUGUUGAAAAAUAAUUCGAAUUUUUUCAAAAUCCCAAAAAUACUAGAAAAAUAAUUUUUACCACAAAAGUAUUACCAGCGUUAAACGUCCCAAUAUUCCACGUGUCACAAUGAAGUUCAAAGUGAAAUUACUAUUAUUUACCCUAAUAUUGGGCUGUAGUUGCCUAGCCUCGGCCUAUUCCGAUGUGGAAGAUCCCACCGCGGAGGGAUAUGAGGCCAGCGCCAAUUUAAGUUCCUCUAAUGAGGCAUCGGAGGCCAAUGAAGAAAUUUAUGACCCUGCAUUGUUGCAACAACAGGUAGAGGAGGCGAAGAAAAUUCUGCACGAUUUGGAUUUGGAAAUGGAGACAGAAACCGAAGUGUCCACCAAGACAGUGCGCAAUGUAUCGGAUAAUCAAUUGAAUGCGGGAGGGGGAUAUGGUUCUGGGGAAAAUUCACAAAUGCCCAGUGGUGAGGAUUAUGAAAAUGAAGAAAAUUUCAAAUCGGAUAGGGAGGGCAGGUUAUUGCCCAGUCCACCACCCACCCACAUACCCGAUUAUGUGCGACAACAAAUGAAACCCCAAGAUGACUCUCAGGAACACUUGAAUCUAUCACAAUCCCCGGAAUACAUGGAUGAGGGUCACAAUGAGCCACAGCAUUUGAGGAGCUCUCUGCAAACGGCCACCAUAGAUUAUGAACAGCCUCAAUCCAAAGAAAAUGAGGACAUUGUCCCCUUGGCUAUGCGUUACUAUGAUGAUGAUGGUGAUGAUGAAGAAGCCAAGGGAGGGGUGACGGCAGCCGCCCUACAUGACACAAGUGGCAGUAACAACAACCACACCGACAAUGACGAAGAUGAUGACUAUCAUGAAAGCGGUGUUGUGGGUGAAACCAAUCGCCUAAACAAUGGACCAGUACCCAUGCCCCAGCAACAACCUCCGCCGCCUCAGCCACAACAACAACAAUGGCCCCAACAAAGAUCAUUUGCCCUGCCAAAUGAGCCCUCAUCACAGAAUAGCUCUGAAGAAUAUUACGAUGAGGAAGUGUCAUCCAGAGAAGAUGAAUUGAUGGCAACCACGACAGCUCCUGCAUUGCCAGCAGCAACACCCACACCCACAACCAGUAGCCAAAGUAGCAGUGACAGCCAUCCGACAAUGGUGAUACUGGCUGCCGGCUUUCCCUUGGCCUAUCAGCCAACCACAAGUGCCCCAGGCCCAGACACACGCAACAAUAAUGGUCCACCAGCAGCACCAGCACCACCUCAACCACUAAUGACACCCGCAUCUCCAACUCUGGGGCCAACAACACCGCCAUAUCCCAUGAUUGCCUCUGCGGCAGCAGCUGCAGCCGCCUUGCCAGCAAACAGCUCAAGUGGUGACAAAAAAGGCAAACAAAUACCCAUUGUGGCCACCACUACCACUGCAUCCACAGCCACAACAACCACGACCACUACCAGUACAACAACAUCCAAAACGCUACCGGCCAAUCCCCCACCCCAGCCGCCGCCAACCACCAGCAAAACGAUUAAUGCCGUUGCCGGCACCAGCCGUCGGCAUCUGUUGCCCCACGAACAGUUGCGCAACUACAUCGAAGAUGCCUACAUUCGGAUGCCAUUGGCGGUGAUUGUCGAUCCAUCGGCCGAAUCGCUGGAGAAGACGAAGGCCUUGUGGAACGAGGCAUUGCGUGCGAAUUUGAAUAUCAAAAUUAUUUUGGUUACAUUGAAUGAGUCGGAUAUCCCAGCGGCAUUUAAUUUCAACAACUCUCGACAAUUUCUGACCGGCUUGAACAGCAUUAAAGAACACGAGGGCGGCGAUGCCUUCCGUGGCAUAUCACAUGCGGCGGAAUUGGUGCCCUACGACAGUGCCGUAUUUAUAUCGACAGCGACACUGGCCAAUCACACGGAUCAGGUGCAUGAUGCUGCCAUUACGCUGCUGAAGAAAAGAAUAAGGCUCUAUCUCAUUUGGUUCGGUGAACGUGCUCUGAGCGAAAAUGAAACCCAAGAAACGGUGGGUGGAAUUUUGGGUGAAGUUGCCAUACGUUCCGGCGGCGAAGUGCUGCACAUUGUGGGCAAUGAAAAUUCCAUGGAAUUGGAGGGGAGUACGCUCACAAUUGUGGCCGAUGCGCUGCGUGGCUCCCAGGAAUUGGAUGUUCCGGUAGACACUACACUCUCCAGUUUACAUGUGAAAAUCGAUAAACUGAUGCGGAGGGCGGUAUUGGAAACGCCCAAUGGCGAUAUUAAUUUGAAAAAAUUGGUAAAAUUUAAAAUUCCAUUUAUGACAACACCCGAAGAUGACAAUCGCCUGGAUGCCUUUGUACCGUUGACGAAGCUACGCAAAGCCACCGUAUAUAAAUUGAAAAUUAUACCCGAAGAUUUGAAUGCCGAAUACACAGUGUUUAUACGAGGCGAACGUAAGGCCGACACAUUUUUGGACGAUGUCAUCAAACACUUUGAAACCUAUUUCUAUGAAGGUCAUACCCUAUACCCGGCACGUUUGCGCAAUGCGAAAAUCCAAAGCAUUACAUCAGGCCUAACCAUCUCCAAAAUGCCAAUGACCCAUAGCAAUUUACGCUUUCCCGAUGACAAGACAGCAACGAAUUCAAAUGAACCAAAAUCUCAAGUUGAAACAUUUUCAGCGACAGAAAUUCAUCGCAAUACGCAGGAAGUGCUGCCGAAAAAUUCUAGCACAGAUGCUGUACCAGCCCAAAAUACAAUGUUAAAUCCUCGUAGCACCAAUGUUUUGCAGCGGACAAAUACUAAAAUUGAAAUGGGUAUUCACUCGCAAGUGCUGAUAUCGGCCGGCAUGAUGGGCCAGUUGUAUUUUGAAGUUACAAAUACCGGUUGCGAUAGUAUUCUAUAUAGCAUACAGGUGGUCGAUGAGAAACGUUAUCUGAUGCGUUUGGCACCGCAGAGUAUUUUCCUGCAAGCUGGGCAAAUGGCAACAGUUACGGUGACAGUAUUGGCUCCACAAGGCACCGAAGCUGGCACAGUGGAUCACAUUACAUUCUCAACAACGGGUGUGGGUCAAACCACAUCCCUGUCAUUGAAUCUUAAGGUUGUUACAGCAGCGGAUAUACAGGACAACACCGCUCCUGCUCUCUCAUGGAACUUUGGCAGCCGCUGCGAUGGUAUCUCUACUUCAGAUGCCACGGAGUGUUCCACGCGUUUUUGGAGUUUAUAUGUUACGGCACAGGAUUGGCAGACGGGUGUUAUGCGCCUGCAAUCGAAUCCCAAUGGAGGUUUAAUGUACACCAAUUCCUAUACCAUUGGUAGCAGUGAACCGUUGAAGGCCACAUACAUAGCCAACUGUUGUGAACCCAAAGUUAGCCUGGUGGUUUAUGAUGUUGUGGGUAAUCAGAAGUCCUACAGCAUUGAUGUGAGAGAUGUUGUUCUGAAUGAGGCAGCCAUUGCUGCCAUAGCAUUGGGUGUAAUUUUGCUGUUGAUUUUAUUGAUCUUAAUUAUAUGGGGUAUUGUGUGGUGUUGUCGUCGCCGUAAGGUGGUAUUGGAUAUGCCCACUUAUCGCUCACAUUCCACACGCAGUAUGGAAUAGGAGGAGGACACAAUUUUAAUUUUACAUCACCAAUUUUUAUAAUGAAAAAAUCCCUUAUUAUAGGUUAAGCUUGAAGAUUUUUUUGAAAAUAAGUGCCAAAUUUGAAUUAAGUUUUGAAAUAAAGAUAUCUUCUAGAAAACUCACA